CCCGCCCCUCCGGCCGCCUCUGCCGCCGCGCGCCGCAGCAGCGCCGCCUUCCCUGCGCAGUCGGUGUCUCGGCGUGGCUGGGUGGGACUUGGCUCAGUGGCCAUGGGCAAGCAGAACAGCAAGCUGCGGCCCGAGAUGCUGCAGGACCUGCGGGAGAACACGGAGUUUUCGGAGCUGGAGCUGCAGGAAUGGUACAAGGGUUUCCUCAAGGACUGUCCCACGGGCAUCCUCAACGUGGACGAGUUCAAGAAGAUCUAUGCCAACUUCUUCCCCUAUGGCGACGCCUCCAAGUUCGCCGAGCACGUCUUCCGCACCUUUGACACCAACAGCGAUGGCACGAUCGACUUCCGGGAGUUCAUCAUCGCGCUCAGCGUGACCUCACGUGGCCGCCUGGAGCAGAAGCUCAUGUGGGCCUUCAGCAUGUACGACCUGGACGGCAACGGCUACAUCAGCCGCGAGGAGAUGCUGGAGAUUGUGCAGGCCAUUUACAAGAUGGUUUCGUCUGUGAUGAAGAUGCCUGAGGACGAGUCGACCCCGGAGAAGAGGACCGAGAAGAUCUUCCGCCAGAUGGACACGAACAACGAUGGCAAGCUUUCCCUGGAGGAGUUCAUCCGCGGGGCCAAGAGCGACCCGUCCAUCGUGCGCCUGCUGCAGUGCGACCCGAGCAGCGCCUCCCAGUUCUGAGAGCCGGCAGCCCGAGUCCCCUGCUUCCUGCAUUCCCGGCUUCCUUCUCCUUGUGUCUGUCCAGGCGCUAGACGGGGGGCUAGACGCAGAAUGGGGUCUGCAGGCCUGCCGUGGGGCCGGGGGGGGGGGGAGCUCUGGCAGAGGGAGUUCUGCAGCCCCCUUCCCGGGGUCCAAGCAUCAGAAAGAGAGAGG
Molecule: messenger RNA, 876 nt
Organism: Ochotona princeps (American pika)
Lineage: Eukaryota; Metazoa; Chordata; Mammalia; Lagomorpha; Ochotonidae
Gene: HPCA
Product: hippocalcin
Exons: 4
Coding region: 103-684 (193 amino acids)
Molecular function (GO): calcium ion binding
Source: RefSeq, a predicted model, not a curated record